GCAUGCACAUGCACUACGCACUAGCUCGGCGAAUCCCACAUAACAGCGCCAGAGCCCAAAAGCUCGCCGGGUUCCUAAAGCACCUGCAUCGGUGCUCGACAGAGCAAUGUCCCUGGUGUGCUCGGUCUCCAAGGCCUACGCGCACCACCAGGUCACGGAGCGCGUGGCACGGUCGCGGCGCGCGCUCCGGUGCAGCGCGAGCCAGGUGUGGCGCCGCGCCGCCGCCGCGCGCCUCAGCUCUCUCCUCGUCCACGUCGUCUACUUCGUUGCCAUGUCCUGCGCUGGAUGGGGGCUCCUCGUGGCGCUCAAGGUGCGGGCGCCCAACAGGAGACCCCGCGGCAUCGACAUGUUCUUCACCGCCGUGUCGGCUUCGACGGUGUCCAGCAUGUCCACCGUCGAGAUGGAGGUGUUCUCCAGCGGCCAGCUCCUGGUCCUCACAGCUCUUAUGUUCGGCGGCGGCGAGGUGUUCGUGUCGCUCGUAGGCCUCGCGUCCAAGUGGUCCAAGAUGAGGAAGCAGAUCAAAAACAGGUCCCGGCGCGUCGAGAGCCACGACGGCGAUAUCGAGCUCGAGACCACCGGCGAUGACGCCGACGCCGACUCGAGGUCGAUAACUAGUACGGUCACCGAAGAGAACGACGACAUCCCGUUAGACGCGAAGAUACUGCGGCGCAAUGCGGUGCGCUCUCUGUUCUUCAUCGUCCUGGCCAUCCUCGUGGUGGUGCACACGGUGGGCACCGUCGCCGUCGCGGCGUAUGUCUACGCCGCGCCCGGCGCGAGGCAGACGCUGCGGCGCAAGGCCCUGAACGUGUGGAUCUUCUCGGUGUUCACGACGGUGUCCACGUUCUCCAGUUGCGGGUUCAUGCCGACGAACGAGAACAUGAUGGUGUUCAGCCGGGACGUGCCGCUGCAGCUGCUGCUCGUGCCGCAGGCGCUGGUGGGGAACACGCUGUUCCCUCCGGUGCUGUCCGCGUGCGUGUGGGCGGCGGCCGCGGCCACGCGGCGAGAGGAGGUCGUGGAGAUCGCCAGGAAGGGCAGGGAGGCGAUGGGGUACUACCACCUGUUCCCUGCGCGUCGGUGCUGGAUGCUCGCCGGGACGGUGGUUUGCUUCCUCGCCGUGCAGGUUGCGCUGGUGUGCGCGAUGGAGUGGGGCGGCGCGCUGCGCGGCCUGAGCGCGGGGGAGAAGGUGUCGAACGCGCUGUUCCUCGCCGUGAACUCUCGGCACACCGGCGAGUCCACCCUCGACCUCUCCACACUGGCAGCGGCCAUCCUCGUACUCUUCGUCCUCAUGAUGUAUCUUCCUCCGUAUACGACAUGGUUUCCGUUUGAAGAGGAUUCCAAAAGGGAGCAUUCCACGGAGGACCAGCUCAGGAGCACAAUCCUGUCGCAACUCUCCUACUUGGCCAUCUUCGUCAUCGCCAUCUGCAUCACCGAGAGGAGGAAGCUCAAAGAAGACCCCCUCAACUUCAACGUACUCAGCAUUGUUGUCGAAGUCGUCAGUGCUUAUGGAAACGUCGGCUUCUCGAUGGGAUACAGCUGCAGCAGGCAGAUCAAUCCAGAUGGACUAUGUGCAGACAGAUGGACGGGCUUUGCCGGGAGGUGGAGCGACUCCGGCAAACUCAUACUCAUCGUUGUCAUGUUCUUUGGGAGGCUCAAGAAGUUCAGCCUGAAAGGAGGCAAAGCCUGGAAACUUAACUAGGUGCAGCAAAUGAUACACAUUAAUUGCUGGUGCUUGCGGGUAUAUUGUAGUCUGAUCUUCUCUACUAUCCUAUAAGGGUGCAUUGUGGGCGUCCACAGUUACACCGUGCCCCCGCC
Zea mays is the source of this 1812-nucleotide messenger RNA. RefSeq names its product probable cation transporter HKT7. The transcript is spliced from 3 exons. The record is from RefSeq and is a predicted model, not a curated record. NCBI's taxonomy places the organism in Eukaryota, Viridiplantae, Streptophyta, Magnoliopsida, Poales, Poaceae. Gene Ontology annotation, biological process: monoatomic cation transport; transmembrane transport. Gene Ontology annotation, cellular component: plasma membrane. Gene Ontology annotation, molecular function: monoatomic cation transmembrane transporter activity. Bases 107 to 1696 code for a protein of 529 amino acids.